CCACGGCGCGGACCGGCUCGGGGCCACGCCGGCGUGCGCACGAACCGGCUCGGAGCCGGGUGCGGGGAAGGCGCGGGAGGACGGCCCUGCCGCGCAAGCGCCGAUUCCGAUCCAGGAAGGGCCGCUGGUUGCUGCAGUGUUGGACUGUACCUGAGCCGUGUGCUCCUGGGAAGAUCCCCCCCUCUCUCGGGUUCCGGGAAACAGCUGGCUGCAAAGGACCCCCUUCCCACAUGAUGCCCUUGUUUACCUGUGACAAGGCCAUAGCUUCUCUCCUUCCCGCAGUUCCCUGAACUCUGGGCCGUAAGCUUGAGCAGCAUGCAGCCCGCCACCGCGCCCAGAACUGGCCGAGCUCCGCUUACUUUGCGGAAAGGUGCCCGCUGACCAUCCACCAUGUCGGUCCUCCUCUCAGCCUGUCAGCCUGUGGGACCAAGCCGGGAGCACGAGGGGCCGCAGGUGUACCCUUACGAAGGAGGCCACAUCCCUGUGUGACCCAGCUGUGAGCCCGUGGAGUCCUUGGCCCUGAUCCGGUAUCCGGCCGGUGUAAGUGACCUGGUUCGUGAGCGGUGGAGAAAUUGAAAGUGCCAUGGCUCUCAGGAGCACGAAAACUCAUGUGAAAUAAGAAAGAAGAGGCCUCAGGACUUGGGGUGCAUUCCCAGUCCACAGACCUUUGACCAGAGGCCUUUUUCCAGAGCAUCAGGACAGAGCAGAGCAGAUUUCCCAGGAACGGGGGAGAAUGAUCAAGUCACAGAUAUCAUUUGAGGAUGUGGCUGUGGACUUCACGUUGGAGGAGUGGCAGCUGCUCAAUCCUACUCAGAAGACCCUGCACAGGGAUGUGAUGUUGGAGAACUAUAGCAAUCUAGUUUUCUUGGGUUAUCAAAUGAUCAAACCUGAGGCGAUUUUCAAACUGGAGCAAGAAGAGCCAUGGAUAUUAGGUGAAGAAAUCCUAAGUCAGAACUUUCCAGAAGAAGUCUGGCUAGAUAAUAAUCUCAAAAUGUGGCACCAGGAUACUCAAGACAAGCUUAAAAGUAUGGAGAGAGGCCAUGAAUAUGACGUCUUUGGGAAAAUGUUUCAUUCAGGCAUUAACUUUGAUCAUUUAGGAAUGAGAUCCCAUAAAUGUGGCACAGGUGAAAAAAGUUUGAAACAUCCUUUUGAUUUUCUUAUUCCAAAAAGUAACUGUGAAAGAAAAAAACUUGAUGAGCUUAAUAAGAAAUUAUUAUUCUGUAUCAAGCCUGACAAAACCUGUGGUGGAAUAAAAUACUCUGAUUGCAGUAAAUGUAGAAAAGUCAGCAGUAAAGAGCCAGGGCUCAUUACAAACCAAAUAGCACAUACAGGAGUCUGUUUAUGCAUGGAAUGUGGUAAGGUUUUUAACAAAAAGUCACAGCUCAUUAUACAUCAGAGAACUCAUACAGGAGAGAAGCCCUACGGAUGCCGUGACUGUGGAAAAGCCUUCUCCCAGAAGUCAUUACUCACUAUUCAUCAAAGGACUCAUUCAGGAGAAAAGCCAUACGGGUGUGGUGAAUGUCAAAAAGCUUUCAGCAGGAAGUCACUGCUCGUUUUACAUCAGAGAACUCAUACGGGAGAGAAGCCCUAUGGCUGCAGUGACUGUGGGAAGUCCUUUAGCAGGAAGUCACAGCUUCAAAGACAUCAGAGAACCCACACAGUAGAGAAGCCCUAUGGCUGCAGUGACUGUGGGAAGGCCUUCUCCCAGAAAAUAAGGCUCAUUACUCAUCAGAGGACACACACAGGGGAGAAGCCCUACAAAUGUAAUGAUUGCGGAAAAGCCUUCUUUUGGAAGUCACAGCUUAUUACUCAUCAGAGGGUUCAUACAGGGAAGAAACCGUAUGCAUGUAGUGAGUGUAAAAAAGCCUUCAGCAGGAACUCACUCCUCAUUAGGCAUCAGAGGAUCCACACAGGAGAGAAGCCCUAUGAAUGCAGUGAAUGUGGUGAAGCCUUCAUCAGAAAACCGCAACUUGUCAAACAUCAAAUGACUCACACAGGAGAGAAGAACUAUCAGUGCAGGAACUGUGAAGAAGCCUUCUUUAAGAAGUCAGAACUAAUUAGACAUCAGAAAGCUCAUUUAGGAGAAAAACCCUAUGGAUGUGUUGAAUGUGGAAAAACCUUCUUUGGGAAGUCACAGCUCCUGACACAUCAGAGAACUCACACCGGAGAGAAACCUUACGAAUGUGGUGCCUGUGGGAAAGCCUUCACCCAAAAGUCCAGCCUGGUAUCUCAUCAGAGGACACACACAGGGGAGAAACCCUAUGAGUGCAGCGAGUGUGGGAAAGCCUUCAGUGAGAAGUCAAGCCUCAUUCACCAUCAGAGAACCCACACUGGAGAGAAACCCUUCGAAUGUAGUGAGUGUAGGAAAGCUUUUGCCUGGAAGCCACAGCUUCUUAGGCAUCAGAGAAUUCAUACAGGGGAGAAACCCUAUGAAUGCAGUGAGUGUGGGAAGGCAUUUGUUCAGAAAGUACAGCUCAUUAAGCAUCAGAGAAAUCAUACAGGAGAGAAGACCUAUGGAUGCAGUGAUUGUACAAAAGCUUUCUUUGAGAAGGCACAGCUCAUUAUACAUCAGAGGAUUCAUACAGGAGAGAGACCCUAUAAAUGUGGGGAAUGUGGGAAAUCUUUCACUAGAAAGUCGCACCUUAUGAGGCAUCAGAGGAUCCAUACAGGAGAUAAAUGCUAUAGAUGCAGUGAAUGUGGGACAGCCUUCCACAGGAAGGCACAGCUCCUGAUACAUCAGAGAAGUCAUAUGCUGUAGACAUGGGGCGAGUGCGGUGAGUAUGGGGAGUCCGCCAUCAGGUGUCAGGCCCCUCACACUCUGAGGACACGUACAGGAGAGAAACCCUGUCACUGCAGUGACUGUCUCACCAUACAGAAUUCAGAAAGAGAACUUUUUUUAAAGUAGGCAAUAUAGGAAAACCUUCUCCCAGAAAACAAGACUUAUUACAUAUUGAUGGCUCCUCAGUGUGGAAGUCUUCUCAGUAUUGUGUUAAGUACAGACCUUUCAGUCAAAAGUGACAGCCUAUUAAAUAUUUAGAAGACCUAAACAGGAGAAAAACUCAAUUGUCAUAACAAGUAAGUGAAAGAUUUCACCGGGAAAGGGUAACUCAGAGUACACUAGAGAAUACAUGCACAAAGGAAAUACUGAGUAUUAUAUAUUAGAGGUCUCAUGCAGAGAAGUAGUCCUAAUAAUUUGAAGAAUUUGAUAAACAUGAUCCUAUUAAAAUAAUUCUAAAAGGAAGAUGUGUUCAUUGUAUAUAAAUUAUUAUGAGAAAAUAGGCAUUUUAAAGUGGUAGCUGUGUUUUAUGUGUGAAGACUUCUGCUUUCUGCUAUGGUGCUAUAGGAAGAACCAGAUAAACUCUCCUGCCUUAAGCAGCUAGAAACCGUACCAUUUAUGAAAUAGUGGUUUUUAGACAUAUGUCAAACACAGGUUUGUGAUCCCUGGCAGGAGGUGGACAAGGUGAGGAGAGCCCCACGACUGCCCAGCCUAGACCCUGGGGGCAGCGUCCAGGCUGCAGGUCAGGGAGGGGAAUGAAUGUGGUCCUGCUGGACUGAAGAGAGUUGCCGAGUUGGCGUCUGGGGAGCCCUGGUGGCUAGAAUUUGCAGGGAAAAGCUUCUGGAAGAAGCUUCCCAGAGAGGGCCUGCAGAAAUCCGCAGUGAGUCCCCCCUUGAGUCUGUGGGCUUUAGUGCUGAUUCACACAUGUGUGGAAGGAAGCUGAGACCAUGAGAGCGGCACUGGGGAGCAGUGAGCUGGGCAAGCCCUGAAACUCAGCGCAGGUGGGGACGGUUCACGUUCCCACCAGCCACACGAAAGCACGUGGGCAUCAAGAGAGUUCCCAGAACAGUAUUGUCUUGAUGGGGAGGGUAACUAACCCUAGAUUAAAAGCUACUCUGGAUCCACAGUGACUGGCAUCCAAACACUAACCUGGCAUGCCAAGGAGCAGGAACAUAUGACUUGUAACCAGGAGGAAAAUCAGGCAGUAGAAAGAGAAAAGACUGAAGUGAUUGGAAUUAGUAGACAAGGAUGUUCAAAUAGCUAUUGUAAGUAUAAAGUAGAGGAAAACAUGAAUUUGACGAAACAUAAAGUGGAAGAUAUAUUUUUAAAAGCUCAAAUGGAACUUCUCAGGAUGAAAACAACAUCUGUAAAUUAAAAACAAAAAACUGGAUGGAAUUAAGAACAUAUUAGACAUAGAAGAAGGAAAACAAUCAAUGAAUUUGAACAGUAAGUAUAAAAAUUAUCCAGAUGAAUGAUACAGAGAGGAAAAGACUGGGGGGAAAGGAGAACAGGGAAUUAAUUACUGUGGUGUAACAUACAUGGAAUGGGAGGUCCAGAAAGAGAGGAGGGAGAAAAAGGACUUGGAUAAACGAUGGCUGAAAAAUAUCCACAUGUGAUGAAAAGUAUAACUCCACAUAUUCAAUAAGCUCAAAGAACCCAACACGUAAGAAACAUAAAGAUACCAAUGGACAUCAUCGUCAAAUUGGUGAAAACCAGUGUUAAAGAGAACGAUUGUAAAACGCCUGGAGGAAAAGACACAACACGUUCACAGAACAAAGAAUAACAACAUACUUCUGGUCAGGAACUAUGCAAACUAGAAGACAGCAGAGUGACAUCAUUAAAUUAUGAAAGAUAAAAAAGAAACCCCUGCAACCUGGAGUUCGGUUGCCUGUCAAAAACAUCUUUCAAAAGUGAAAGCAAAAAAGACUUCAAAGAAACAAAAUCAGAGAGAGUUCCUGCCUUAAGGAAACAUUGAAGGAAGUUUGGGGGCAGCAAGAAAAGAACACUCUGGAAAUGGUGAAUGUGUGGGUGAAUAUGAAAGUUUUUUUUCUCAUUUUAAAAUCUUUCAAAAAGGUAAUGGACUGCUUAAAACCAAAGUAAUGACAACAUACUUGGGGUUAUGAUCUAUUUAGAAGUAAAGUGUAUGACUACGAUAGCACUUAAGUGUGAAUCUUUAAAAAUAGUUGAACAGACUGUGUCGUCUGAGACAGGGGCUCGGGAUGACUUGUGUUUGUAGCAACUGCACGAUGGAAGCUGUCUGUGUUAUGGAUCUGUGCACGUCUCCACACCCAUUCUCCUUUUUCUGCUCUGCAUGCCCAGAGGGAGUGCACGACUGCUUCCUAGGGUUUCUGCUCAGGUUCACACAGGGAGGUAUGUGUCAGCCCUCCCUCCCUCCUGCUGGCCUACAGACACCCAGAUGGCUGCAGCUCCCUGCUCAUCAGAUGUAAGGGUGUUAACUGCUUCUGGGGGCUUCACCGUCCCUGGUUGGUUUUCUUAAUUGUGAACACAAAUCUGUAAAUAGUCCCUUUAUUAAAUGUUCUUGAGUUAAUAAUUUGAGUGUAACAUUUGUUUUCUGUGACGUGUUAAAUGAUGAACGGUUGACCAAAUUUUGAGUAUCAGUUACUGGUCCACGGGGCAAAGACCGACAUCUGUCAAGAUUUCUCACACUCAACAUCAGUGUUUUCUCUUUGUGUUUUAAUAAUUCAGUAGAAAUUAUAACAGAGUUCUUUGUGUUUUUUGUUUUGUUUUGCUGCAAACGUAAGUGGCUCUGGAGAUCAUUACCAUCUGCUCCAUAUGCUGGUGGUCUUGCAGUUAUUACUAGAGUUUCUUCACUGAUAGAAACCAAAAUGUUUAUGAGGUCUUUAUGCUGCCUCUGGGUUAGCUGAACGCCUUACAAGAAAGCGUUGUUAUUUAUGUUAAAUAUGUACAGACAAGAAAAAGGUAGCCCAUUACUGAAUGAAGAAAGAAAGGAAUGAUGUACUGUACUUCCCUGUACUCUCAGUUUAAAAACUUGUGCUGCGCAAUUAAAAUACUCUUAUUCAAUGUUCUGC
Molecule: messenger RNA, 5826 nt
Organism: Balaenoptera ricei (Rice's whale)
Lineage: Eukaryota; Metazoa; Chordata; Mammalia; Artiodactyla; Balaenopteridae
Gene: ZNF605
Product: zinc finger protein 605
Exons: 9
Coding region: 734-2758 (674 amino acids)
Biological process (GO): regulation of immune system process; regulation of cytokine production; negative regulation of transcription by RNA polymerase II
Source: RefSeq, a predicted model, not a curated record